Messenger RNA from Vitis riparia (riverbank grape), 1960 nucleotides. Its product is annotated as interferon-related developmental regulator 1-like. Bases 395 to 1615 code for a protein of 406 amino acids. The transcript is spliced from 14 exons. The record is from RefSeq and is a predicted model, not a curated record. Lineage: Eukaryota; Viridiplantae; Streptophyta; Magnoliopsida; Vitales; Vitaceae.
GAGAGAGAGAGAGAGAGAGAGGGGUAGGAUUCGGGAAUUUUAUUAGGGCUUGGAUGGUGGAGAGAAAGUAGGAGAAGAGAUGGAGAGAGAUUCUUUACCUUCCACGUUUUUGUUUUCAGUUUCUUUGCUUUAUAUGCUUUCCUUUUGUAGUUAAAAACUACUCAGAAACAAUUUGCAAUUCCUUUUGCAGAAUCGGAUUAGGAAACCUUUCGGUAAUUCGUGACUAAAUCUAACACGACGGUUGAAAACCUAUAUAUCUACAGAAGAAGUGAACAACUAAGUCCAUGUUCUUUCUAUCUGUUUAACCGCUCAUACUCAAAACACCCAUUGCUGCUACUGCCCAAAUACGCUCUCUAAACUCUUCCGGUCAGAUUUGAUAUAAAAGUGACACCAAAUGGAUACAGCUCUAGACAGCUUAUCUCAUAAAAGGGGAUCGGUAAGGGAGGAGGCACUGUGUUCAAUAAUCACAGGUUCUACUGUCAAAGUGCAAGUUCAGUUUGCAGAAAAGAACUUUGUUACUUUGGUGUAUCGAAGCCUAGCUUUACUAAAGAAGGGGUCUCCCAAAGAAGUUUCUUUAGCUACUCAGGCCAUUGCUUUGUUUGCCAUCACCUUGGGUCCUGGGGGUAAUACACAUGAAAUAUAUAAAGAUUCACUUCCUCCACUUUCACAGGCUCUCGAAUCUGGUUCUGAAUUAUCCAAGAUAUCAUCUAUAUUAGAUUGUUUGGCUAUUGUCACUUUUGUUGGUGCAAAGGAUUUUGAGGAGACUGAAAAAAGUAUGCAAAUUAUAUGGAAACUCAUUCAGCCAGUAGCCUUGAAUGGCAAUGCAAGAAAACAUUCACCAGCCAUUCUAGCUGCUGCAAUUUCUGCAUGGUCAUUCAUUCUGACAACAGUGGAUGGAUGGAGGCUUAAUUACAAGUAUUGCCGAGGGGCUAUUUCUUAUUUGUCAGAUCUAAUAGAGUAUGAUGAUGAAUCCGUCCGUAUUGCUGCCCUCGAAGCACUGGCUUUGAUAUUCGAAUCAGGUUGUUUUAAUAGCUUGUCAACAGAAGCUAAAUGUUCUAGUAGUUGCUUGAUUCAUGAAGGGAAUACUUCCACAAAUGGAUAUUCACCUAUACAAGAAAUGAAAGACAACAUCCUACAUCGAGUGAGGAGAUUUUCUUUAAAAGACGAAGUUGACAAAGAUCGCAUGAGUGAUUGGUUAAAAGUUUUUGAGGAUGGUUGCUGUCCCAAAACCUUGGUGAUAAAUUGGCAAAAUAUGCUCAAAUCAUUUGCAUGGUAUCGACUGCUACAGAUUAAGUUUAUGAAGCGUAUUCUUGGGAGUGGAUUUAACAAACACAUGCAGGAAAAUGAGUUCCUUCAUGAACUCUUUGAGAUUGUUACACCAAAAAGAGAGGAUGUUUCAGGCUAUGGGUGUCAACUGUAUGAACUUGAUAGUAAAGAGGUCAUUGCUGAGUACUACGAACCUGAACUAAGAAAGAACAACAAAAGCAGCAUUCAGAGAAUGUUCAUGUCACCCAACUCCUUCCACAACAAGGCAAUGACUCAGCUACUGAACAAGCGGCGCAUGUUAUCACAGAAAAGGCGCAAUGGUCACUAUGUAGUUGAUGAUGAAUGUUGACACAGCAUAGAGCAAUUUUGGUCUGACAACCUCUUGAAAGUUAAAAGCUAGGUUACAUUCUUGUUUCUGAAAAUUUUGUUCCCAAGCAUUAUUUUCUUCCAUCUGGGAGCAGCUACUAUACUCGACUUCCAGCCAGCUAAAUCAAGAUCGGAUAGAGAGUAUCAUGGAGUGUGAAGGUCCAAGCUCUUGCCUGAGAGUUUGCAUUGGCACUCGUUUGACAAAGUCUGGGUUGCAGCUUAUUUUUUAUAUAUAUUUAGUCUCAUAUUUUUUUCAUUAAUUUAAUGACAGAACCAUAAAGAUGUUGACAUAUGAUUUGCGUUAAUUAUAAUUUUAUUUUUACUAUGA